GCUGACCGAGAGUAAACAGUGCUGAGAGGAAGAAGGGAGAAGUUUCUGCUCUCGGUCUUCAUAAAGCUCGCGAAAGGUUAGGAUUUGCAAACGUUAUAUCAUCGCCAAACGCUGGCAGAGAUGACCUCGUCCAAACGAAGUGAAAGUGACUGGCAAGGUUUAGUGAACGAGUUCUUGAUAUGCAAACGUAAGCUGGAGAGCAAGAAGGACGCGCUCCUCAUUCUGUCCAAAGAGCUGGACAGCUGUCAGCAGGAGAGAGACCAGUACAAACUGAUGGCCAACCAGCUGCGAGAGACACACCAGACCUUGAAGAAGAAAUACAGAGAACUCAUUGAUGGCGACUCUUCACUUCCACCGGAAAAACGUAAUCAGGUCAAUCUGGCUCAGUUGUUAAUGGAUUCGAGGGAAAGAAACAAGAAGCUAGCCGACGAGAUAAAGGAACUGACUCAGAGACUCAGCGAGACACAGGGAGACAAUAAGCUGUUAAGAAUGACCAUCACCAAACAGAGGCUUGGGGACGAUGAAGUCGGGGUCAGACAUUUCCCUGCUCACGAGCGCGAGGAUCUGGUCAGGCAGCUGGAGAAGGCAGCACUGCAUAGAGAAGAGCUUGAACACAGUCUGAAGACGCUGAGCGAUGAACUGCAGGAUGUAAAGGCAGAGAGGACCGUGUUUAAGGAGAAGGCUGAACGUCUCAACCUCGAGCUGAACCACAUCUUGGGCGGCCAGGAGAAGCAUAUCAUCGAUGUGGACGCGCUCUGCAUGGAGAACAAAUACUUGCAAGAGAGAUUCAAACAAGUUCAAGAGGAGGUCAGUCUGUUGAAGAGUAACAUUCAGAAAUAUAAGACUGCUCUGGAUCGCAGAAGAAACCCUGAGAUCGGUGGCAAGUCUAACAGCAGAGCACUUACUGGAGUCCUUUCUCCUAAACAAGUGCAGGGUUUGUUGUCCGAGGAUAAUGGUUGCAGUUUACCAGCCACACCUCAGUCUAUCUCAGACCUGAAGUCUUUAGCCACAGCCUUACUGGAGACCAUUCAUGAGAAGAACAUAAUCAUUCAGCACCAAAGACAGACCAACAGAAUUCUGGGAAACCGAGUUGCUGAUUUGGAGAGAAAGCUGAAGACUCUUGAAAUUUCUGGGCUUUGGAGUCUCCCAGGAGGCACAGAUGCCAUCGCUCUGAGCGCCGCUCCUCUGUCCUUCAUCCAGCAUCCACAGAAAACCACUAACCCUCGAGCCGCUGCAGAUGACAGGACAGGAAGAGGAGGGCCGUCGCCGUGGGAACAGGACACAGCUGGCGAUGACAGCUUCCCGAACAUGUGGCGUCCAGAUGGAGGCGGAGAGGAGGAGGACACACCGGUCACCCCUGACAUCGGGGAGGAGAGCAUCUUGUGCGGGACAGAGAUUGGGAGACAGGCUAAUGAGGUGAAGGAGGGUCCUGCGGAAAAAAAGACUGUGGAAGAGGGAGAGGUUUUGGGGGAGCUCUGUCUGAUGGCGGAGGAGGCUGAGGACGCAGCUUUGGCUCUGGAUCCUGCACAACUACCUUCAGUUACUCUUGAGCAAACCGCCUGGGAAAAUGCAGACUUUCAAGCCUCUGUGGGGCUGCCGAGAGCUCGCUUUGAAGAUAUUUCGGACGGUUCCUCCAUUAAGAAGGAGCCGGUUGAGCAAAGUGACUCUGUUCUGAUAUAGGACGGGGAAAUGAAGGUCUGAAGGGUUUGGAAAUGCCGAAACGUUGCAAUUUAUUGGUCAGAUAAAAAGCAGAUGAAUAAAACAAUCCACUUUACAUACAGUAUGUAAUACUGAGGCAAAAAAAAUCUAUUUCCAAUGUUUUGUUU
Messenger RNA from Sinocyclocheilus anshuiensis, 1826 nucleotides. It is a transcript of the gene ccdc149a, whose product is annotated as coiled-coil domain containing 149a. Lineage: Eukaryota; Metazoa; Chordata; Actinopteri; Cypriniformes; Cyprinidae. The record is from RefSeq and is a predicted model, not a curated record. Bases 121 to 1680 code for a protein of 519 amino acids. The transcript is spliced from 12 exons.